Phalacrocorax carbo (great cormorant) is the source of this 1161-nucleotide messenger RNA. The record is from RefSeq and is a predicted model, not a curated record. Lineage: Eukaryota; Metazoa; Chordata; Aves; Suliformes; Phalacrocoracidae.
CGGGGCUGGCCUAUCGCGUGCGGAGGAGCGGGAGCGGGGUGGGCUGGCACCUGCGCAGUGGGGCGGCGGCGAGGCGCACGCUGAGGCAGGAGCGGGUGCAGCGUGAGAGUCCGGCCUGCGAGCGUAGAGCGGGACCCCUCAGCUGUUGCCAGAAUGCCAGGACUAAGCUGUAGAUUCUAUCAGCAUAAGUUUCCAGAGGUGGAAGAUGUGGUGAUGGUCAAUGUUCGGUCCAUUGCUGAAAUGGGGGCCUAUGUCAGCCUGCUGGAGUACAACAACAUUGAAGGCAUGAUCCUUCUCAGUGAGCUAUCCAGAAGGCGUAUUCGUUCAAUAAACAAACUCAUCCGGAUCGGGAGGAAUGAAUGCGUUGUCGUCAUAAGAGUUGACAAAGAAAAAGGUUAUAUUGACUUGUCAAAAAGAAGAGUUUCUCCAGAGGAGGCAAUCAAAUGUGAAGACAAAUUCACGAAAUCAAAGACUGUUUACAGCAUUCUUCGUCAUGUUGCUGAAGUCUUGGAGUAUACAAAGGAUGAGCAACUUGAGAGUCUGUUCCAGAGAACUGCCUGGGUAUUUGAUGACAAGUACAAAAGACCAGGAUAUGGUGCUUAUGAUGCAUUCAAGCAUGCAGUCUCAGACCCUGCAAUCCUGGAUAGCCUAGACCUGACAGAGGAAGAGAGGCGUGUAUUGAUUGACAAUAUUAACAGACGUUUGACGCCACAAGCAGUCAAAAUCCGAGCUGAUAUUGAGGUUGCCUGUUAUGGUUAUGAAGGCAUAGAUGCAGUGAAAGAAGCUUUGAGAGCAGGCUUGAACUGUUCCACAGAGAACAUGCCUAUUAAAAUUAAUCUAAUAGCUCCUCCUCGUUAUGUGAUGACUACAACAACACUGGAGAGAACUGAAGGACUGUCUGUUCUAAAUCAAGCCAUGGCUGUAAUUAAAGAAAAAAUUGAGGAGAAGAGAGGAGUCUUUAAUGUGCAGAUGGAGCCUAAGGUGGUUACUGACACAGAUGAGACUGAACUUGCAAGGCAGCUGGAAAGACUGGAGAGGGAAAAUGCUGAAGUGGAUGGGGAUGAUGAUGCUGAGGAAAUGGAAGCCAAAACUGAAGAUUAAAUCUCCUGAGAGAUUUAGAAGAGAGACCAUACAAAAAAUUAAAGACCCCAUUGCAAAUGC